AUGGAUCCAAUCACUGGAAUUGGUCUUGCAGCAAGCUUGGUAACGCUCGUCGGCCUUGCCACUCAAGGAUGCACGAAGCUACAUGAGCUACAAAUACGGUUCAAGAAUGCACCGAAGGAGUUGCACCAGCUCGUUACCGAUUCAGAAAUCCUCAAAAUCCUUCUAGGAGAAAUUGAGAAAACCAGCAGUGAUAUUGGAUCAGCUGCUCUAUCGCCAGAGCUGCGCUCGAUAUGGAGGAGCAACGAAUGUCAGAUGCGGAAAGAUCUUGCAAGAUUCAUGGAACUGAUCAAGAAACUGCAGCUCCAAGUAGAUGGAGGCUCAAGGAUUCGGCAACUGGGACGAAUGCGAUUUGCCGUAUCUGAUAAACAGAUAUUGAAAUGCCGCAUGGCUUUCAGAAGUCAUAUCGAGAUGUUGAAUUUUGUUCAGAGUCUCUUGACAUCACGCCAGAUCUCACAGGUCCAUACUGCUCUUGGUGUCACUGAACUGAGAAUAGUGGAAAUGUUAGACAGUGGACUUGGACUUAUUGAGGAGGAAGUCAGUGCUAUUCAACGAACGCUGUCAAAGCCACAGAUAUCAACAACCCUGGUUGAAAGAGAACUGCUAAGCGUCUUGACUCAUACUCACGGAACGUUCGAGGCGAAGACUGAAACUUACUUGAAUCUGAGACCGACCAGAAGAGGGCAUAAGUUGGUAUACUGGAAGUGGGCAAUGUACCAACUUCCCAUCGGUACAUUGACCACUGAAUUUUCUCACUCUGGGCCAAAAUCUGAGGAGCACGGUCCCAACGGAAAUCACGACUACAAAGUGACUUUCAAAUUUCAGCCUCCCGCUUGGAUCACCCAGGUCGUCUGUCAGAUAUCCUAUGUUUUGAAUGUUGAGAAUCUAGGUCACAAGUUGCCUUACUGGCAAAGGACUCAGUGUGGAGAUGCUAGCCUAAUUCCAAAGGAGCUAUUAAGCUACAUGAGAGAUGAUGAUUUUCUCGCCGCAGCUUCUUGUCUGUCUUCUAUGUCUUCUUGGGAUAUCCAGGAGCUGUGUUGGAGAGGCGCUUUCUAUGACAUCUUCGGCGACAUCACCUGGAGACUCAUUUCACAUUUCGAACUUAUGAACACUGGUCAACCCAACUCGCACCAAGAGCUGACAAUUGAUUUCAAUGAUUUUGAAAGACCAUCCAAGCUACGAUACCCCAAAAUCCAUAUUUCUUAUCGAGGAACGGUGUUGGUCACAAAAGAAAACUCGUCAAAGGCCCAUCAUCAGGCGUUCUGUAAGAUGUCAUCGACCUAUAGAGUUUUUGACCACACAUGGGACAAGAAUGAUUCGUUUGAUUCAACGCGACAGCUACUAGCUGAUUGUUCCGGAUCAGCCAUUGAACUACCUACCUUUUGUAAUUCCAUCUCUCAAAGAGGUGCGAAACGAUUCAAGCAGCAUAUUGCUCAGCAUCUCGAUCCUUUAUGCUGCUCAGAAAUAUCUGAAAUGGACCGAUGGUGGAUUGGCGCUCUGCUACACUCUGAGCCCAGCCUGAAGUCCUAUCUAUCGAGUCAUUUUGCAAGCUUUCGAUCGCCAGGAGCUUUCAUUACCCCGGAAUCGAGUCUUCCCGCCGGCCUCCUGUAUGAGAAUAUUGUACAUGAAGUGUUGGCUGCACCGGAACCCAAACAGCGCGCUUUCGUGAUGUUCUUGUGUGCGUUUGGAACGGACUCGAUGUUGGAUCCUUUCCUUACCAAGGCUAAUGAGGCACCAAAUAACUUUGCUAGCAGAGACUUCCUGCGUGUAGCAGUAAUCAGCCGGAAUGUGCAAACCUACGACUCUUUUUGUGACGUUAUGGAUGAAAAUGGACUGGCUAAAGAAGCUUUGGAUCUGGAACUGCUCAUGGAUUUUGUCAAUUGGGACUUCCUUGGAGAUGAUGACUGCUUUAUCGAUGAUUUGCUUCAAGGAAUCCCACCUACAUCCACCCAGAACGACAAUCCAUCCUCGCUUUUGUACCAGUAUGCCUUGACCCUCGGACAAGAGAGCUCUAGGUAUGCGAUGAAACGCCUUUUGCAGUGUGGACAUGCUUGCUACUGCCACCCACCAUAUGCCAGGGACCAUUUUCUUGGACCCGAGGUUCUGAAAAUCGCCAUGUCUUCCCUGAAGGAGAAAGAGAUAGAAGCGUUGGAAACACUACUCGAUCUAGGAGCAAGCGUGGACUUCGUUGAUCCCGACAGAUACAAGCCUAGUCUGACAGCACUCGAGGCUGUGAUCUAUCAGGGAAAUUCCGAUGCUUUGAGGGUAAUACUUAAUCGUAUAGAUUGUAUGAGCCAACCAGAAGUCUCAUUACUUGCUGCUCUCAAGCAAGCCGAGGAUUAUGUCACCCAAAAACAUCCACGGCCAGUCUCUAUUACGGUAUUGAAAACAGACCAAUCUCAACCAUGCUACCAGAUUAGCACGCAUUCUGUGCCUGCCAAAUCUGAUACUGGAUGCUGGCUCUCUAUUAUAAUUUCUGUGGCGAAGCUCAGCUACUUAUCCGAGGCGGAAUGUAUUUCCCGGAUAGAAGCUCUAGAGAGGAUCUGCGAUGGGGAUUCGCUUUCAGACUCGGACAAAGACUCAGACAGUGAGUUGGGCUCAGAUGCACAUUACGAAAGCAGCGACAGCAGUUCGGAUCAGAUUUCAGAUGAUGAUUCGUACACUGGGCAAGAUGUUCAAAUGUAUGAACAGCCACAAUUACAAGCAGAAACACCACUUGACAGCAAAACUGCCGGCCAAGCCCCUGAGCCAUAUACUGAUUUCGUGGUGGUAUAUGAGCCUGAGCUCAAGUCCAAAACAGAUAAACCGCUUGAGCGAUCGCACACCCGCACCCCUAGAAGGCAGAAAGGGGUAGUGCGGGGGAAUCCUCUCAAAGAAUGGAUCUCAGAUGUCGAGUUUUGGUUGCUGGAUAGGUAUAAUCGUGUUGCCGUGAUGAGUUUUCUUGACGUGGCUCUGGUUAUUUUUGGGGUAGUUGUGUUUGCACAGUUUCUAGUUGAACUUGCCCUGUGGAAUAUGGGCAAGGGGAUGCUGAGAAUAAUACGGUACAGGAGGGCGCUCAUACUGUUUGUCUUGUCGUUGACCGGUGCUUCGUUUUGUAGGUUCUUCUGGGUAUAA
Messenger RNA from Cadophora gregata, 3111 nucleotides. RefSeq lists its product as uncharacterized. The transcript is spliced from 2 exons. Lineage: Eukaryota; Fungi; Ascomycota; Leotiomycetes; Helotiales; Ploettnerulaceae. The record is from RefSeq and is a predicted model, not a curated record. Bases 1 to 3111 code for a protein of 1036 amino acids.